AUGGCCGCCGCCGGCGUCGGCGGCAACGGCUCCCCUACCGCACCCGGAGACUCUAUAGGAUCUUCUAGGAUUGGAGAGGUUAAGAGGGUGACCAAGGAGACAAAUGUGCAGGUGAAGAUCAACCUCGAUGGCACUGGUGUCGCUGAUUGUAGCACAGGGAUACCGUUCUUGGAUCACAUGCUUGAUCAGCUGGCAUCACAUGGACUCUUUGAUGUGUACGUGAAGGCAACAGGUGACACGCAUAUUGAUGAUCAUCACUCAAAUGAGGACAUUGCUUUGGCAAUUGGAACGGUGAUUAUUACUUUCCAAGAACAUUUCUCCCUUUUACCUCUAGAUGCAUUUGUAUGGAUCAUUAUUAACUUGAGGCACUACUUGAAGCACUUGGUGAUCGAAAAUGAAUUAACUGAUUUGGGCAUUUUACAGCACCCCUCGAUGAGGCAGCGGUUGAGGUUAUACUGCUUGCUGGGAAAAACUCACACCAUAUCAUUGAGGCAUCUUUCAAAGCAUUUGCUAGGGCCCUUCGACAAGCAACAGAAUAUGACUUGCGCCGUCAAGGCACUGUCCCCAGCUCCAAAGGUGUUUUGUCAAGAUCAUAGCAUUGCGAGUUUGAAAGAACGCAUAUCAUUCAUUGCAGCGCACAUCAAUGAGAGGAAGCCUGCAGAGUAG
This is a messenger RNA of Miscanthus lutarioriparius, 666 nucleotides long. NCBI's taxonomy places the organism in Eukaryota, Viridiplantae, Streptophyta, Magnoliopsida, Poales, Poaceae. The record is from the annotation of a GenBank genome assembly.